CUGACACAUUCUCUUAUUUAGCAUUGUUACAUGCAGCCUCCACUUCUCAGAACAGCUAACUGCAAGAAUGUCAGCCAAGGUUGUCAUCCAUUUAUUUUUGUUUGAGGACACAAAAAGAUUCAUACUCUUACUCAUCUUACCUCAACUGCAGUGAAUUCACAUUUAUAAAUCUUACUGAGACAGUCUCUUUCUGUCUCUUUGUUAAAUAGUGAGUGCAUUGCGACUGCGCUCAGAGUUGAGAGAACAAGGCCACAUGCACAAUAGACUGAAUAAGAAUGCCAUCAUUCAAAGAAGCAAAUACAGAUUGCCUCAACCUACUGAAUUACAACCUAUUGAAAAACACUUUUCAUGUUGGCUGCACUGUGGCAUCACUCGAACCUGCAGUUUUGAAAGUAUAUGGAGACUAAGUAUGUUGCAUUAUUGCAUACAGUAUCAUUAGGCAUGUUGAGAACUGAAAUACUCUAAAAAAGAAUAUAAAAGGGAAAUAAUUAAUCUCAUGUAAUAUGGAUUAGAAAACUCUUCUUUUUUUUUCUUGCAUCUUCAAGUACCACCUAGACAUACCACCUACACAGUCAUUAUAAACAUCUUCAUAUUAGUGUCUACCACUGUGAAAAAGAGAACGACACUAGAUAAUAGUAGGAAGCCUCUCUUACAUAUUCUUUUGUGGCAAGGAGGGAGGGAAUAUUUCAAUCUCAAAUAGACAUCGGGUUUGCUUUGAUGCGAAUGAAUCAAAUAAGAAACAAAGGCAGACACUUAAGCAAAAACCUUGAGUUCCUGAGCUAUUUGUCUGCUCUCCUAUUCUGCCCAACAGAAGUCAAGCAAGAAAUCAGCUAAAUUUGAAAGACCUAUGAUCUACUGAGCCAGUCGUAGCCUCAACCAUCAGACCAUACAAUAAUGGAGGACUCAACAGAGCUGCGGACGGACGGAAACUCCUUGCUUAAAGCUGUAUAUCUGUGCCGCCUGAGGCUGACACGCCUGCUUCUGGAAGGUGGGGCUUACAUUAAUGAGAGCAAUGAGAGAGGAGAAACACCACUGAUGGUGGCCUGCAAGAGCCACCAUGCUGAUACUCAGAGUGUGCCAAAACCCAAGAUGAUCAGGUAUCUUCUUGAAAAUGGUGCAGACCCCAACAUUCAGGACAAGUCUGGUAAAACAGCCCUAAUGCAUGCCUGCAUAGACAGGGCAGGGGAAGAUGUGCUGUCCCUUCUGCUCUCCAGUGGAGCAGACCCAAGUUUGGAGGACCACACUGGAUCCUCUGCUCUGGUCUACGCAGUUAAUGCUGGAGAUAAGGAUGCACUAAGAGUACUACUGGAUGCCUGCAAGGCCAAAGGCAAGGAAGUCAUCAUCAUUACAACAGAUAAACUACCCUCAGGUAGACAAAUGACCAAGCAGUAUCUGAACGUACCUCCUCCUCCAAAUCUUGAGGACCGAUUGCACUGUGCCCCUGCAUCAUAUAUGUCCCCAUCUGAAAUUAAAAUCUGUACACCUCAUAUUUUGCCACCAACCAACAACCAGUCUGAGAGUCUGGGCUCCACUUCAACACUGUCUGCAUCUAAGCCAGGAUCACCAACUCAAGAUUCAAGCCCUUUGCAGGCAGCUAGUGUGGCUAAGUUGCUGCAUCUACAGAGGCUCCACUCAGAGCCCUGGCUAAAGAUACUUCCAUCUGUGCUCCUACAGCAAAGCGAGUCCUCAUCCAUGACAGAGGAGCUUCUGGAUAUCACCCCUGGAGAGGAGCUCUCUUUUGGAUACAAUGGUUGUCCACCUCUACAGAGAACAAUGGUUGCUCGGCAUCAAAGCAUUGAUGUCAAAGACCCUACUGGUCUGCUUAGAGCCUUAGAGAAAGCUCCUGAGAGUGAAAGAGAACUAACAAAAUACCAGAAAUGGCUGUAUAGAAAAAUGUCCUAUGAUGGUGAGUUACUACCACACUCCUCGCAGCAGAAUCUCAAGCAGGCAUCCAUUUCAGACACUGCCUCUGUGGACAGAGACUCAAACUGUCUUCCCAAUUUGGCUGUUUCAAGCCUCUGCAACGUGGUCCGCCGCCGCAACAUUGGAAUGGACCACUACAGCUCUGACUCUCAGUUGCCUCAAUUUGGGAGCCAACCCUCUGAAGACCAUGGGAAGGCUGGAGAAGGAAUUGGGGGAACAGAGAAACGCAAGCUUGUCACCAGCCGUUCCUCCACGCUCUCUGGAUCCAGAGAGUCUUUGGAGAGUCUUGUCCAGAGGAGGAGUCCCGCAAUGCUGGAACGGAGGGGAUCUGGAGCCCUUCUCCUUGACCAUAUUUCACAAACCAGGCCCGGUUAUCUUCCACCUCUCAAUCCACAUGCACCCAUACCAGAUAUAAAAGUCAAUACCAGUAUCAGCCUUAACAGUGGAAGUAAACCUGUGGUAGGAACAGCACAGACUGUUCCAGCAUCAAGGCAUUAUGUGCCCUGUGCCCCGAUCCAUCCCAGAGACCACAAGAACAAGACGACUCUGCUAAGACGACACUCCAUGCAAACUGAGCAGAUCAAGCAGCUGGUCAACUUUGAGGAGAUCUUUGGACAGUAAAGAACACAGAAGAAGGUUAUGGUAAAUAUAGAAAUAUAAAGAGACAUUCUAUUGUCAUAAAA
This is a messenger RNA of Myxocyprinus asiaticus (Chinese sucker), 2606 nucleotides long. RefSeq names its product ankyrin repeat domain-containing protein 34B-like. The coding region runs from base 895 to 2544 and encodes 549 amino acids. The record is from RefSeq and is a predicted model, not a curated record. Lineage: Eukaryota; Metazoa; Chordata; Actinopteri; Cypriniformes; Catostomidae. Gene Ontology annotation, molecular function: protein binding. The transcript is spliced from 2 exons.